CCUCUGGUCACGUGACCCGGAAAAUGUGGGACUUAAUUCCUGCGUUGGACUGCUCCCAGCUGCUGAGCCUCUGCCCUUCGCAGUGCAAGCCGCUCCUCUUCCCCAUCACGACCCCCGACCCCUGGGUGGACCCUCCAAAGCGCACCAUGUCGGACCAAGCUUUCGUGACGCUGGCCACAAACGACAGCUACGCCAAGGGGGCGAUGGUCCUCGGCCAGUCGUUACGGAACCACCACACCACCAGGAAGCUGGUGGCACUCAUAGGACCUCAUGUUGCCGAGCCGUGCAGAGACGCACUGCGCUCCAUUUUCGACGAGGUGUGCGUGGUGGACGUGAUGGACUCGGGCGACGCGGCUCACCUGGCCAUGAUGAAGCGUCCGGACCUGGGAGUGACGUUCACCAAGCUGCACUGCUGGAGGCUCACGCAGUACAGCAAGUGUGUGUUCAUGGACGCAGACACGCUGGUUCUGUCCAAUAUAGACGAGCUGUUCGAGAGGGAGGAGCUGUCUGCGGCUCCGGAUCCGGGCUGGCCGGACUGCUUCAACUCGGGGGUGUUUGUCUUCAGGCCGUCCAACGAGACGCACGAGAAGCUGCUCACGUUCUGCGGGGAAAAUGGCAGCUUCGAUGGUGGAGAUCAGGGCGUCCUCAACAGUUUCUUCAAUACCUGGGCCACAGCAGAUAUCUCCAAACACCUUCCGUUCAUCUACAACCUCAGCAGUAUCGCCAUCUACUCCUACCUGCCAGCUUUCAAACAGUACGGCCAUGGCGUGAAGGUGGUGCACUUCUUGGGCAAGGUAAAGCCAUGGAACUACUCCUACGACGCCCAGAAGGGCGAGGUCAAAGGUCAGUCGGACCCGUGCCAGCUGCACCCCGACUACCUGCUCAUGUGGUGGCAGCUGUACGCCAAGGCCGUGGUGCCGCUGCUGCAGAAGGCCUACGGAGACACGCCCUUCAGCAGCGGCUUCGUGGACGAUAAGCUCCACGAAGACGUGACGGCGCAGACGGCGUCCUCCCCGCCCCCGCCGCCCCCACCUCAGGUUACGUCAGCGGAGAGGAAGCAGCGCUGGGAGGAGGGCCAGAUCGACUACUUGGGCGCAGACUCCUUCGACAACAUCGAGCGAAAACUCAACUCAUUCCUGAAGUAGCGGGCGGCCGAGGGAGCGUGACGAACAGCAGCGGGAAGCUCUUUGCGGUCGGGUGGGGGGGUUAAUGAACUCAGACGACAUCGGGGGGGGGGGGGCCUGGCGAGGAGGUGACCGGAUGAACGCCUCUGACCGUCGUUCAGUCUCCCUCUCUCUGCAGAGAGUUUCAGUUUGGCUAAAUUACCGCACACCCCGCCGUUCUGUAGUCUAAAAAGGAAAAGUUUGACGUUUGUAUCACUUUCUUCCCAAAUGGCCUCGCUAAGUUUAAACUCGAGCGGCAGCCGGCCUCGUCUGACCUUCACACCGCGUCCCGCUGAGCCGUUAAUACGGAGGAACUCAUUUCACCCCAUCGCACAAAUUCCAGAGAUGUUUCUGGUCCUCCAGGAGUAAAUUAGUGGUUUAUAACAGAUUUUCAUCAAGUGUUUGUCAAAUCGUGUAACACUCUGGAAAUUGAACUGAGUGCUGAUUAAAGCUCUUCCUUCAGUCUUUCUGCUCAGGGCUGUUUGGCCACUCUGUAACCUCAGGACAAAGAAAAAAUGGAGAAUCGGCAUGCCUGAAUUUUAUCUGAAGGUUAACCUAGACCAACUAAUAAAAGCUGAUAUUUUUCCCUUCAUCUGACAUUUUGAUUCUGGCAAAAACAAUAGAAGGUAUUAUGUAAAAAACACUGGUUCUGGUUUAAACACUGGAUUAAAUCAAAUUGGCUGUAAUUUGAGUUUCAUGUGCUUUGGACAUUUUUUUGGUUUGUGGUUCGUUGUUUCCCCUCAAUCCGUUACAUAAAGUCAAACGUCUGUCCACAGCUGCUUCGUGAAGCAUCCCUCGCUCCCAGCUCUUGCUAAGAAAGUGGUGAAAAAUGUCAAACCGUUCCUUUUAUUGAGCGUUGCGUAUGGAAUGAAAUGAACUCGUAGUCUUCCUGAACUGUGGAAAGUCUCGGACUGUAGACCAGGACUUCGUGGUUUGAGGGGGAUCUGCUCGGUGGUCGUCUCUGGAUUUUGAAAUCUCUUCUCCGCAAUAAGUCUCAGUCGAGCAUAGGAGCGUUUAUGCAGCCCCUCCCCUCUUUCACCCUACGCCAUCUGUAUUGAAACUGUUUGGACAAUCCUGCUUUCCUCCCCUCAUGAGAGCGCACGCUCCGUGCCUCCGACACUCACCAGCUCCCCGCGACCCCAGCUCCCUAACGCCCGGUGUUGUUAGCUGUGUUGUGUUUGCAUGGCACAAGAGUUAAAAUGUGAGUCAGUGAAGAAGUGUUACGUCCCCGAGUGACCAUCGGUUUGUCGUUUUAUUUCUUCCCUGCGUGGUUUUUUUGUGGGAUUAAACACUAGUGCGUUCCUGCAUGUCUGUAGCGUCCCCGCCAGGCCCACACUGGCGUGUCUGUGCCAUGCGCCGGCUUUCAUCACUUCCCCUCCGUAGUGUAACCAGCUGCCUUAUCGCUGCUCACUGUUUACAAAACCUCACUCUUACUGUAACUGCUGCUAGUAGCACAAACAGACCUAUCGGGCGGCGCUCUUCCUUUCGCCAAACCCUCCGUUGAUUUCACUCCCGCCGUGUGCCUCCACUUAUGAAACACUCCUACAAAACAGCUGGAGAAGUCCAGACAGAAGUCCGUAUUUGUAGCUUUUUCAGUGUGGAAGUCCAUCUUAAACGUUGUGGCAUCACGUAAUGCUCAUGUGUUUUGUUUCCCAGCUGUUCAUUGUACAUCCGGCAAGUGCUAAUAAAACAU
Molecule: messenger RNA, 2856 nt
Organism: Salarias fasciatus (jewelled blenny)
Lineage: Eukaryota; Metazoa; Chordata; Actinopteri; Blenniiformes; Blenniidae
Gene: gyg1a
Product: glycogenin 1a
Exons: 7
Coding region: 24-1145 (373 amino acids)
Molecular function (GO): glycosyltransferase activity
Source: RefSeq, a predicted model, not a curated record